GAAUAACAAGACACCCAAACGCCCCCUCACCCAACAUGGGUACAACUGAAAUUUAUCAAACUGACCAACAAAGGCCAUUAAAGUGCAAAAAGCAAACUGUUGGGGUCGUUUCUGCAAAAUACAACUGAACUGAGUCUAUAUAUACUUUACAAGAGUUCAGGUGCACUCUACCUCUCACAUCAUUCACGAAUCGCCUUCAGCUUUUUGAUUUUGAAGGAGACAGCAACACUAGGAUUUCGAUUACUCGGCGCGAGAAUGGUAAUGCAUUUCCGUCAUGCUUCUUCUUCUUCUUCUCCGAUAUUCUGUGUUUGAAUUUGAAUGUUGAGUUGCAUGGAGAUGUGUGUACAGUUGUUCCUCUCGGUUUUCAAGGAUUUAGUGGGUAGUGAAGUGACGGUGGAAUUGAAGGACGAUUUAGCGGUGAGAGGAACUCUGCAUGCGGUGGAUCAGUUUCUUAACUUCAAGCUUGUAAACGUCAGGGUCGUUGAUCCAGAUAAGCAUCCUCAUAUGUUUUCUGUACAGAAUUGCUUCAUCAGGGGAUCUGCAGUCAGGUACGUCCAGUUGCCACCUAAUGAAGUUGAUGUAGAACUUCUUCAAGAUGCCACCAGAAGAGAAGCUCGAAGCAGCUAAGUCUCUCUCCCUCUCCUACCCGUGUGUUAUGAGUGCAAAAGUGAUUAAUUCUUCAUUGACAAAUUUGGCCAUUGUGUUUCUAUAUUCCCAGGAAAGACGUGCUUGAACA
Messenger RNA from Sesamum indicum (sesame), 736 nucleotides. Its product is annotated as sm-like protein LSM2. The record is from RefSeq and is a predicted model, not a curated record. NCBI's taxonomy places the organism in Eukaryota, Viridiplantae, Streptophyta, Magnoliopsida, Lamiales, Pedaliaceae. Gene Ontology annotation, molecular function: RNA binding. Gene Ontology annotation, biological process: mRNA splicing, via spliceosome. Gene Ontology annotation, cellular component: Lsm1-7-Pat1 complex; catalytic step 2 spliceosome; U4/U6 x U5 tri-snRNP complex.